UGCGGCAGUAGCCGUCAAACAGUCCAGGCGGCCGCGCACCGGCCUCCGCUCACGCUCCCUGUCAUCGCCGUCACUGCGCGUAAAGUUGGUUCCGCAGCGCAGAGCAGCGCAGCGCAGCGCACCGGGCGCCGGGACGCACGCACCGCUUUCACAGCGCUCUCCCACUGUGAAUUGUCGGAGGCACGUCACGAUGGACGUCUCUUCUCUUCCCACGUCCUGUCACUUUACGACGAAGCCUACAGACAAACCCUGCAUAACUAGCUAACAAUAUAUAUUUACCCUCCUAUUAGCACUUUUUUCUCGUUGUCUACAUUUAUUUUAAAAUACACACUACCUCAAAAGUCCCUGUCGAAACACUACGAAUCAAUAAGAUCAAGGAACGUAUAGUCUGCUAAUGGAUGCAACUACGCUAGCAAGCAUGGCCGCCGCCACCGCCGGGGCACUGGCCUCCGGGUCGGACAUGUCCAGCUACCUGUGGCUGCUGGUGUUGGGCUUCGUCAUAGCGUUCGUCCUGGCCUUCUCCGUGGGCGCCAACGACGUGGCCAACUCCUUCGGCACGGCGGUGGGCUCCGGGGUCGUGACCUUGCAGCAGGCCUGCGUGCUGGCCAGCGUCUUCGAGACGGUGGGCUCGGUGCUGCUGGGGGCCAAGGUCAGCGAGACCAUCCGGCAGGGCAUCAUCGACGUGCGCAUGUACAACGGCUCCGAACACGUCCUGAUGGCGGGCUCCGUCAGCGCCAUGUGCGGAUCCGCUGUGUGGCAGCUGGCGGCGUCAUUCCUAAAGCUCCCUAUUUCCGGAACCCACUGCAUCGUUGGAGCCACGAUUGGUUACUCCAUGGUGGCCAGAGGUCACCAAGGGGUCAAAUGGAUGGAGCUCCUCCGCAUUGUGGCGUCCUGGUUCCUGUCACCUGUGCUGUCGGGCAUCAUGUCCGGAAUCCUCUUCUACUUCGUCCGCAGAUUCAUUCUGAACAAGGCCGACCCCGUACCCAAUGGCCUCAGGGUGCUUCCGGUCUUCUACGCCGUCACCAUGGGCAUCAAUCUCUUUUCCAUCAUGUUCACUGGAGCGCCGUUGCUGGGUUUUGACAGGGUGCCGUGGUGGGGUACACUGUGCAUCACCAUAGGCUGCGCCUCGGUCACAGCCCUGAUUGUUUGGUUUGUUGUCUGUCCACGCCUCAAGAAGAAGAUCCAGCGAGACACAGCGGCGGCUCCCUGUCAGACUCCGCUAGUGGAGACCACCUCCAGGAAAGCUGCAGCAGCAGAGCAGCCCCCCAGACCUGGCAGCCCCCCCCCCACGGCGCCGGCAGACGCCCAGAAGGUGGCGUUCAGGCUCGGAGGCUCGGAGGAAGCUGACCUGGACAACAACGAGAUGGAGACCAAAGACAUGGACAUCAGCAGCGGUAAGGAACGACCUUGGAACGACCUUUAUUUGACCUUUGACGUUCUCGAGGAUGAUUUCACAGCGAGUCGGACUCGCCUUGCAGGUCUAAACGGCACCGUGGGCCCCAUGGUGAUCACUGACCCGCACAGCGGACGCUCCCACACCAUCCACAAGGACUCGGGCCUCUAUAAAGACCUGCUGCACAAGCUCCACAUGGCCAAGGUCGGCGACUGCAUCGGCGACAGCGACACCGAGGAGCGGCCCAUCCGCAGGAACAACAGCUACACGUCCUACACAAUGGCCAUCUACGGCAUCCAGGCCGACCCGAAGCACAGAGACCCGGAUGGGGCUCCGCAGCGGCGCCCGAGGGCCGACAGCCUCAGCAGCUGCAGCUCGGCGGCCGCCAGCGACAGCACCUUCCACGACUGCAGCGGCGGCCCGGAGGCCGGCGGGGGCGGGGGCGGGGGCGGGGGCGCCGACCCGGAGGAGGACGAGCUGGAGGUGGACCCGCCGGCCGUCUCCACGCUCUUCCAGUUCCUGCAGAUCCUCACCGCGUGCUUCGGCUCCUUCGCCCACGGCGGGAACGACGUCAGCAACGCCAUUGGCCCCUUGGUGGCUCUGUGGCUGCUGUAUGAGAGCGGCUCUGUGGUGUCCUCCGCCCCCACGCCCAUCUGGCUGCUUCUGUUCGGCGGAGUGGGCAUCUGCACCGGCCUCUGGGUCUGGGGCAGGAGAGUGAUCCAAACCAUGGGCAAAGACCUGACCCCCAUCACACCCUCCAGUGGAUUCAGCAUCGAGCUGGCUUCAGCGGUCACCGUCGUCGUGGCGUCCAACAUCGGGCUUCCUGUCAGCACGACCCACUGCAAGGUGGGAUCCGUGGUGGCUGUGGGGUGGCUGCGCUCCAGGAAAUCUGUGGACUGGCAUCUGUUCAGGAACAUCUUCAUCGCCUGGUUCGUCACCGUUCCCAUCUCGGGGUUGAUCAGCGCCGCCAUCAUGGCUCUCUUCAUAUAUGUGAUUCUCUGAGUCUCCGGCUGUGACAGACUGAUCCUGUACUGUACUGUUCACUCAUUAAUUCAGUUUGUUCUCAAUGCGUUUAAUGACGAGGGCAGUUGUAACAUCUCACAGGACCGUGUGCAUAAUUGAUUUAGGAUCUAAAAGCACUGUUAAAUAUCCAGAGGUCUGUGAGCCUACAGUAUAUAUCUCUAUGUAUAUUUGUAUAAAUACAAUAUGUAUCGGAAUCAAAUGUUUCAAAUUUGACUGAAAAAGAACAACCGACUCUUUUGUUAUCUGUUUGUGUGUAUUUGCAUUUAAUAAAACUUUUUAAUCAGA
Messenger RNA from Betta splendens (Siamese fighting fish), 2701 nucleotides. It is a transcript of the gene slc20a1a, whose product is annotated as solute carrier family 20 member 1a. Gene Ontology annotation, molecular function: phosphate transmembrane transporter activity. The transcript is spliced from 10 exons. The coding region runs from base 395 to 2395 and encodes 666 amino acids. Gene Ontology annotation, biological process: phosphate ion transmembrane transport. Gene Ontology annotation, cellular component: membrane. NCBI's taxonomy places the organism in Eukaryota, Metazoa, Chordata, Actinopteri, Anabantiformes, Osphronemidae. The record is from RefSeq and is a predicted model, not a curated record.